CUGCGAUAAAAUCAUCAGUGUCGGCGCGCGGUUCCUGGAGUGGGAUUGGGGCUGAUUGGGGAUCUCCAUUUUGCAUCAAUCCUGGAAUGAUUACAGUAGAUUAAAGAGCUUUUGAUUGCAUCGCUUGAACUGCCGUGGUGAUGUGUAGAAAUGGCGUGCUUUGGUAUUGAAUGAUUUGUACAUUUGUAAAUAAGGAGAGCCGUCGUUGGGUUGGGUGGUUGAUAAUCAGUUCAGAAUGACAAAAUCACAGAACUGACUCUUUAACCACAAGUUUUUCCUUGCUUUGUCGACCGACAGCUAUUUCUUAGACUCCACUUCAACGCUCCACGCACAGAAGGCACAGGUGUGUACAGCGGAGACGCCGCGAAAGCCUUGGAUUGAUCAAUUUGGUUGUACUUGUUGGAGGAUGGGUGCAGUACGUUGGCCUCGUGAAUCAGAGCAGUUUAAUGUGAUUAGGAGAAAGGUUGCGGAGAUGUCUGGUAGGGAUAUUACAGAUGUCAGAGUUGUCGUGUCCCCCUAUAGGAUAUGCCCCCUGGGAGCUCAUAUUGACCACCAGGGUGGUAUUGUUUCUGCAAUGACGAUCGAUAAGGGUAUACUUCUUGGCUUUGUCCCAUCUGAUGAUUCUCAGGUUCUACUACAAUCUGGACAGUUUCAAGGAGAAGUGAAGUUCAGUGUAGACGAAGAACCAAUACCUGGAAAGGCUGCAAAACAAAAUGGUUCAAAUCACUUGAAGGGAUCUUUCAGCACGCAGGAGGAAUGCAGCUGGGGAAAUUAUGCAAGAGGAGCACUUUAUGCGUUGAAGAAGAGAGGAAACAAUAUAAAACAGGGCAUUAUUGGGUAUAUUUGUGGUGCGGAGGGACUGGACAGCUCAGGCCUUAGCUCUUCAGCAGCUGUUGGUGUGGCAUACCUGUUGGCUUUUGAAAGUGCAAAUGAUCUUAUAGUGUCUCCCACAGAGAAUAUUGAGUAUGAUAGGUUAAUUGAAAAUGAAUAUUUAGGUCUGAAGAAUGGUAUAUUGGAUCAGUCAGCCAUAUUACUUUCCAGUUAUGGCUGUUUAACUUGUAUGAACUGCAAGACAAAAGAACACAAUCUGAUCCGUGGUCCAGAAUUGAACAGCCAUACUAGCAACGAGAACAAUAGCCCAUUCAAGAUAUUACUGGCAUUUUCAGGAUUGAAGCAGAAUUUAAUAUCAAAUCCUGGGUAUAAUUCCAGAGUUGCAGAAUGUCGAGAAGCUGCAAAGAUUUUACUUCAGGCUUGUGGGAAUGAAGAGCUGGAGCCAAUCCUAUCUAACGUUGAACCAGAGGUUUACAAGGAACACAAGUGCAAACUAGAUCCCAAUCUUGCAAGAAGGGCAGAGCACUAUUUCUCAGAAAACAACCGAGUUCUCAAGGGGCUUGAGGCUUGGGCAUGUGGAAACUUGGACGAAUUCGGGAAGCUGAUAUCAGCAUCUGGUUUAAGUUCAAUCCAGAAUUAUGAGAGCGGGUGUGAACCACUUAUUCAGCUGUACAAGAUCCUUCUGGAAGCUCCCGGAGUGUAUGGAGCUAGGUUCAGCGGCGCAGGGUUCCGUGGCUGCUGCAUUGCAUUUGUAGAAGCAGAGCGGGCGUCGGACGCGUCAUCGUACAUCAAGAUGCAGUAUUCUCAGGUCCAACCGGAGCUAGCAAAACAAAUGGAUGAGGAUGGGCUGGUCCUCGUAUGUGAUGCAGGUGAUUGUGCUCGUGUAAUUUGAACACCUUCACUUUCUUGCUUAUUUUUCAAUGUCUUCAUCUUGAUUUGAUUGAAAUCUUCAUUCGCAUUUAUACUUGUAUUAUGGAGUGAUUCUAUUUGAUCUUUUCAAUGAAUUUACAUCGCUAGUCAUUA
Molecule: messenger RNA, 1854 nt
Organism: Andrographis paniculata
Lineage: Eukaryota; Viridiplantae; Streptophyta; Magnoliopsida; Lamiales; Acanthaceae
Product: galacturonokinase
Exons: 14
Coding region: 407-1723 (438 amino acids)
Biological process (GO): galactose metabolic process
Cellular component (GO): cytoplasm; cytosol
Molecular function (GO): galactokinase activity; ATP binding
Source: RefSeq, a predicted model, not a curated record